Molecule: messenger RNA, 689 nt
Organism: Dufourea novaeangliae
Lineage: Eukaryota; Metazoa; Arthropoda; Insecta; Hymenoptera; Halictidae
Product: COMM domain-containing protein 8-like
Exons: 4
Coding region: 68-607 (179 amino acids)
Source: RefSeq, a predicted model, not a curated record
UUGAAGAUUGUCAUCCGGUAUUCUUACUCACGGUCGAAAUUUGAAGAGUCUUUGUGUUAAUGUAAUUAUGGAAACUGGUCAGCCUUUGUAUCUUAACCUUUUCAGUGAGGAUAAGAUUCAAGUUUUGGAAGAAUUAUUACACGCUUGUGUGGAUGAAAUAUGUGGUAGACCUGGGCCAUCCUACCACAGAUUUACAAGCAGCAUCGAUUGGAGCAGAGAAGAAUACGAAGAGACAUAUAAAUUGAUAUCCAUGCUCUUAAGGAAUCCAGCUUGUUUAUACUUAACAGAGGAGAAGAUGCCUCAAGAAUAUCAUGAUCUACCAGAGCACAUACAGCAAAGUAUAUUAACUUGUUUGAAAGUGAGAAGAGAUCAGUUAACAAAUGCUUUGUUAAAAGAAUGUUCCAAAGAAAAACAUGAAACCUUAGUAGACUUCGAUUGGAGAUUAAAGCUUGUAAUGGGUUCAAGUAAGUUGGCUUCCUUAAGGGAACCUCUUCUUCAGUUGGACCUUAUGAUUGAAAACAAGGAAAAGAAACGUAUACUGGGCUUAGAAUUAAACAAAGACGAAUUGGAAACGUUUAUAAACGCUGUGGAGACCAUAGUGAAAUAAACUACUGUAAACAGGAAGUUGAAAUUAAGCAUAAUGUAUCUCCAUUGUAAAUAAUACAGUUGUAGAUUUCCAAGAUGAAAUA